AUGUUAUCUAGAUCUGUAUCCAAGACGUUGUUAAGUACAACUGUUAGACAAAGUUUAAAAAAUAAAACAAAUAUACAUUCUUCUUUAAAAAUUUCUUCAAAUGUGUUAGGAAGAAGAUAUAUCUCAAAUGUUAACGUAGAAAAUAAUAUCAAUGGUAAUUAUAUUAGGAAACAACAAACUAAUUAUGUUAAUGGUAAUAAGUUAUGGUUAAUUAAUAAUAGAAGAUUUGCCUCGACGGUUGUUAAGGUUCCACAAAUGGCUGAAUCAUUGACUGAGGGUACUUUAAAAGAAUUUACUAAAAAUGUAGGUGAUUUUGUUCAUCAAGAUGAGCUAAUCGCGACAAUCGAAACUGAUAAAAUUGAUGUUGAAGUUAAUGCACCAUUUUCUGGUACAAUUAAAAAAUUCUUGGCAAAUCCUGAAGAUACCGUCACUGUAGGAGGUGAUUUAAUUGAAAUCGAAGAAGGUCCUGCUCCAGAAGGUAACGAUGCUGUGAAAAAGGAAAGUAAGCCUGUCAAAGAAAAAGCAACAGAGCCUGUCCCAGAAAAGAAACCAGCAGAAACUGUGCAAAAAUCGGAAUCAAAACCUGUAUCGACACCUGCUCAAGAAAAACCGAAGAAACAGGAAGCAGUACAAAAUGUUUUUGAGCCAAAAACAUUCACAUCAUUUUCUCGUAAUGAACGUAAAGUUAAAAUGAAUCGUAUGAGAAUGAGAAUUGCUGAAAGAUUAAAGGAAUCCCAGAACACAGCAGCAUCCUUAACUACAUUCAACGAAGUUGACAUGUCUGGUAUUUUGGAAAUGAGAAAAUUAUACAAAGAUGAAAUUAUUAAGACAAAGAAUGUUAAAUUUGGUUUCAUGGGUUUAUUUUCUAAAGCUUGUACUUUAGCUGCCAAGGACAUUCCGUCCGUAAAUGGUGCUAUUGAAGGUGACCAGAUAGUUUACCGUGAUUAUUCUGAUAUAUCAAUUGCAGUAGCUACACCAAAGGGUUUAGUUACUCCCGUUAUCCGUAAUGCCGAAUCGUUAUCUGUUUUGGAAAUAGAAGAAGAGAUUGUUCGUUUAAGUAAAAAAGCUAGAGACGGUAAACUAACCUUAGAAGAUAUGUCUGGUGGUACAUUUACUAUCUCAAAUGGUGGUGUGUUUGGAUCAUUGUAUGGUACUCCAAUCAUAAACACUCCACAAACUGCUGUUUUAGGUCUGCACGGUGUCAAACAAAGACCUGUCACUUUAGCUGAUGGUACCAUAGCUUCAAGACCAAUGAUGUACUUAGCUUUAACUUAUGAUCACAGAAUGUUAGACGGUAGAGAGGCUGUUACAUUUUUGAGAACAGUUAAAGAGUAUAUUGAAGAUCCAAGAAAGAUGUUGUUGGCCUAG
Molecule: messenger RNA, 1368 nt
Organism: Tetrapisispora phaffii CBS 4417
Lineage: Eukaryota; Fungi; Ascomycota; Saccharomycetes; Saccharomycetales; Saccharomycetaceae
Gene: KGD2
Product: dihydrolipoyl transsuccinylase
Exons: 1
Coding region: 1-1368 (455 amino acids)
Biological process (GO): tricarboxylic acid cycle
Cellular component (GO): oxoglutarate dehydrogenase complex
Molecular function (GO): dihydrolipoyllysine-residue succinyltransferase activity
Source: RefSeq, a predicted model, not a curated record